AUGGUACAAUCAGUGGAAGCGUCGUCCUCAAGAACAAGAUCGCAGGGUACAAGUCUGAACAGAAACUUCCAACGUUCCUUAUCCCCAUCGGGUCGGUUCUGCUCCUCAUCAAUAUCUAAUUCUUGUACAUCGUACGUGUCGACCAUGCCAGAAUCUUUCAUGACCCGGCCUUCUAGCCCGACUCGAGUCAAAAUCUGCAGAUCCGUUUCCCCUUCUCCCACCGUAAGGUUCUCUACCUCACACAGCCACUCAAUCGCAUCUUCACAUAAUCGGUAUGGAAAUCAGGGUGUCCGUGUCCAGCAGUUCAAUUCGGGUCCAAAGAAGACGUGUAUGUGUUCCCCUACGACGCACCCUGGGUCUUUCCGGUGCAGUCUACACAAGAACAACAAUAGAAGCCGUGGGUACACCAGUGAUAGCCAGACGUCGUUUCGGUCGAGUCACCACUUAAAUAUGCGGAGAUCGGCGAUGACGAAUUCUCUGGUUAGAAUCGGAACUGUCGAAGGAGAUUUAGUGAAGAGAGCUCUAGCGGCUUUGAUUCGACCUUCGUCACAUCACCUGCGCCGCCGUGACGAUUUCCAGCCGCGACCGAGCCGACUCUCGAUCAUGUCCAAAGCUCAAGAUUGA
Molecule: messenger RNA, 624 nt
Organism: Fraxinus pennsylvanica
Lineage: Eukaryota; Viridiplantae; Streptophyta; Magnoliopsida; Lamiales; Oleaceae
Source: the annotation of a GenBank genome assembly